UAUAUGAACCCUGGCUUUUCUUAGGAUGCCCUGAUUUACCCUCUGGCACUUGUUCAUGUCAAAGGCCAUGGGAAGCUUCAACACCAGCUUGGGAGGACGCUUCAUUUUGGUGGGCUUCUCAGACUGGCCUCAACUAGAACCCAUCUUCUUUAUUUAUAUUUUGAUUUUCUACUCUCUGACUCUCUUUGGCAACACCACCAUCAUUGCUCUCUCCCAAAUGGACCUCCGACUGCACACUCCCAUGUACUUCUUCCUCUCCCACCUCUCCUUCCUGGACCUCUGCUACACCACCAGCACUGUGCCCCAGCUCCUGAUCAACCUCCGUGGACUGGACAGGACCAUCAGCUAUGGUGGGUGUGUGGCCCAACUCUUCAUAUUUCUUGCUCUGGGCUCCACAGAGAGUUUGCUCCUGGUGGUGAUGGCCUUCGACCGCUAUGCUGCUGUGUGUCGUCCCCUGCACUACACAACCAUCAUGCACCCCGUUCUCUGCCAGGCAUUGGCUAUUGUCUCCUGGAUGGGAGGCCUCUUGAACUCUCUGAUCCAGACAAGUCUCAUGAUGGCCAUGCCCCUCUGUGGCCAUCGAAUGAAUCACUUCUUGUGUGAGAUGCCCGUGUUCCUCAAGUUGGCCUGUGAAGACACAGAAGGAACAGAGGCCAAGAUGUUUGUGGCCAGAGUGGUGAUUGUUGCGGUUCCCGCCAUGCUCAUUUUAGGCUCCUAUGCACAGAUUGCCAGGGCAGUGCUGAAGGUCAAGUCGAUGACUGCCUGCAGAAAGGCUACAGGGACUUGUGGGUCCCAUCUCCUGGUUGUUUCUCUGUUUUAUGGCUCAGCCACCUACACAUACUUACAACCCAAGAACAGCUAUUCUGAGAGUAAAGGAAAGUUUGUUGCCCUUUUUUAUAGUAUCAUCACCCCGAUGCUCAAUCCUCUGAUUUACACCCUGAGGAACAAGGAUGUGAAGGGUGCUCUGUGGAGGGUGCUAGGGAGAGCCACUGCCACGGGGUAGGAAGGGAAAGAUGAUCAGUGAAACAUUUUAUAGUAUGUGAGUCCAGAGAGUUUCAGUGGGAGAGGGGUGUUUGGUGUCAAAACAAGUACAAUAAUUAUAAACAUUCAUGAAACUGUACAAUUUAUAAAAAUUGGAAAAUAAAAACAAACAAGCAGAAAAAAUUCA
Messenger RNA from Myodes glareolus (Bank vole), 1168 nucleotides. Its product is annotated as olfactory receptor 2Y1B. The record is from RefSeq and is a predicted model, not a curated record. Gene Ontology annotation, molecular function: G protein-coupled receptor activity; olfactory receptor activity. Gene Ontology annotation, cellular component: membrane. Gene Ontology annotation, biological process: G protein-coupled receptor signaling pathway. NCBI's taxonomy places the organism in Eukaryota, Metazoa, Chordata, Mammalia, Rodentia, Cricetidae.